This is a messenger RNA of Quercus robur (English oak), 1805 nucleotides long. RefSeq names its product benzyl alcohol O-benzoyltransferase-like. The record is from RefSeq and is a predicted model, not a curated record. Bases 257 to 1630 code for a protein of 457 amino acids. Lineage: Eukaryota; Viridiplantae; Streptophyta; Magnoliopsida; Fagales; Fagaceae. The transcript is spliced from 2 exons.
AGCAACUUUCAAAAUUGUACAACAUGCACCAGCAUAGCCCAGCUGACCAUUUGAUCUUAUCACAUAUAUCGCCGGCUCACAUUGGGAGAUUGGAAGAGUUCAAACGUGACUCUUGCUGAGUGUGACAUAGCGACAGUUGAGUGACAAGUUACUAAAUUACUAAAAUUUCCCCAUGCUCCAAUCACAAGAAUCAAAACUUUCCUAAACUCCUCUCUUCUCAUAGUUGCUGUAAGCUCUGACUCCCGUUUGAUCAUCCAUGGCAGUCAUGGCUCCAUCAUCCCCUUCUCUAGUUUUCACAGUGAGAAGGUGUGAACCAGAACUUGUAGCUCCAGCCAAGCCCACCCCUCAUGAAUUUAAACAGCUUUCAGACUUGGAUGACAGAGACAGUCUUAGAUUUCAGGUCCCAAAUAUACAAUUCUAUAGAUACAAUCCCUCAAUGCAAGGGAGAGAUCCAGUGAAGAUCAUCAGAGAUGCACUGGCACAAACACUUGUAUUCUACUACCCUUUUGCAGGUAGGCUUGUGGAAGGGCCUGGUGGAAAGCUUAUGGUAGAAUGUACAGGUGAAGGUGUCAUGUUCACUGAGGCUGAUGCUGAUGUUUCAUUAGACCAGUUUGGACAUGCAAUUCAUCCUCCAUUUCCGUGUAUAAAUGAGCUCCUUUAUGAUGUUCCUGGCUCUGGAGGAAUGCUUGAUUGCCCAUUGUUGCUUAUUCAGGUGACCCGACUAAGGUGUGGUGGAUUUACCUUUGCCCUACGCCUCAACCAUCUCAUGAGUGAUGCUCCAGGCUUAGCUCUAUUCAUGAAUGCCUUAGGUGAGAUUGCACAAGGAGCAUGUGCACCUUCAAUCCCACCUGCGUGGCAAAGGGAACUUCUCAAUGCUAGGAACCCACCACAGGUGACAUGCACACAUCACGAAUUUGAUGAAUUGGUUGAGCCUCAGAGCUUGAUCAUCAACCCUCUUCAUGAACUAGCCUGUUGCUCUUUCUUCUUUGGAUCGACCCAAGUAUCUGCUAUUCGUAAAAAGAUACCUCACCACUUGGGUAAAUAUUCCACAUUUGAGGUACUAACUGCGUUCUUGUGGCGAAGUCGUACCAUAGCACUUUCACCAAACCCAGAAGACCAAGUGCGCUUGAUAUUUAUGAAUAAUGUGCGAGCCAUAUUGAACCCUCCAUUACCAAGAGGGUAUUAUGGCAAUGCAUAUGCAAUCUCACUGGCAGUAACAACAGUUGGGAAGCUUUGUGAGAACCCUUUAGAGUAUGCAUUGGAAUUAGUUCGAAAGGCAAAAGCUAAUGUCACUGAUGAGUACGUUCGAUCAUUUAUAGAUUUGGUGGUGACUAAAGGCCGACCUCGUACCACCAUUGUGAAAUCCUUUGUUGUGUCAAACACGGCACGGGUGGGGUUAAGAGAUGUAGACUAUGGGUGGGGAAAAGCAGUCUACGGUGGACUAGCUAAGAUUUUUGAAAUCCGAAGUACUAGUGCAACUACAUUUUACAUUGAAGCAAUGAAUAGUAAAGGAGAGCAUGGGAUUAUGGUGCCUGUGUGCUUAACAACCCCAGCCAUGGAAAGAUUUGUGAAGGAGCUGAAUAGUAUCUUACAAGACCAAUCAGAUGGUGGUCCGAUGUCAAAUUUAUAAUUUCAUCCUUGUGAUUUAUAUAUGACUUAUAUAAACAUGUAUCUUUGGAAGACAUGAUGGGGGAGAGUAAAAUGUAAUGUGCAUAUGCUGAUAUGCAUUAGAAAAUUACUUGAAUUCAUGUUUUACUAGUACUAUAUAUCAUGCAUAUGCAAUACACAUGAUUCUAGUUUUCAUC